Messenger RNA from Rhizophagus irregularis DAOM 181602=DAOM 197198, 220 nucleotides. Lineage: Eukaryota; Fungi; Glomeromycota; Glomeromycetes; Glomerales; Glomeraceae. The record is from RefSeq and is a predicted model, not a curated record.
GUUUAAUAAUAUUAAUGCCUUUUUUUAUUUUUUUUAGAUUUUUGGAUGGUGUCAAUAAAUUUUUUGGAUAAUUAUGUGAUGGUUUUAAUGGUAGUACUAACCCCAUUAUUUACUUUGUUUUCUAGGAUUUUAUUAUGGUACGUAGGUUUUUUAUUAAAUUGGGUGAUAAUGGUGCUAUUAAACAAAACUAAUAAUGCCUUCUUAUUUUUGUAGCGUUUUU